GCCACUCUUCUGUCACUCGACUUUGUCUUCUCGCUCUGCGACCAGCAUACGCCUGCUCCCUCCCCUAUCGAGCUCCGACUGUGAAGGAGCCCUUUGUUUCUUUGCGCAUCCCAAGCGACACACGGAUUGCAACCCACCACGCUCAACAUGACGGACAGCUUCAAGAAUGCCAUGAUCAACCGGGCGUUGGGCGACAUCAAGAACAACCUCCAAUUUCUCGUCGAAUCCAACGUCCUCAGCUCUGCGCAACACGAUGCGAUUGCUGCCCAGCUGCCCGUCUCAGCCGAGAACAGCACCCGCAUGCUUCCCGCCGCCGCCGUGCCGACUCAGCAACUCGCGCAGAUGAACAUCCAGAGCCAGCCCACGCCGCCGCCAGAGAAGAAGGCGGCCAACGUUGGCUACUACGCCGACGCGCCUGCCAACGCGCCGCCGCCAGCCUACCCCUCUGUUCCCGCCGCCCCCGCAGGGCCCCCCGUGCUGUGCCACGCCUCGGCCAUGUACCAGUACAACGCCCAGGACGCCGGCGACCUGGCCCUCAUGCCCAACGACAAGAUUGCCGUCACCGAGUACAUGAACAACGAGUGGUGGAAGGGCCGCAACGAGCGCACAGGCAUGGACGGCAUCUUCCCCGCCAGCUACGUCCGCAAGGAGGAAAAGAGCGUCAUGCCCGCCUACACGCCCCCCGCCCCGGCUCCCUCCAACUACGGCAACAUGCCCCUCGACGUCGCCUCGAGCGCACAGGCCCCGCCCGCUGAGCCCAGCAAGGUCGAGACCCAGGGCAAGAAGUUUGGCAAGAAGCUGGGUAACGCGGCUAUCUUUGGUGCAGGUGCGACAAUUGGUGGAAACAUUGUUAACUCCAUCUUCUAGUCUGGGAAGAUGGGGCGUCUUUGUUGUGUGUUUUUUUUGGGGGGGGGACAGGUUGAAAGGGGGAGGGUAAUGUAUGUCGGGUUCUGAACAGAUUCAUGUCCAGACGCUGGCUUUCUUUUCAGAGGCGUCUGGUGGCGUUUUGUUAUCAUGACAUGUUUAUCAUCCAUUGUCUGGUAUCUCCUUGGUUAUGUCAUUUGCGAUUUUUCUUUUUAAAAAAAAUGCUGAUUUGAGCUACGUGCAAGGACUUAGAAUGAAAUUUACUUCUUAAU
Messenger RNA from Bipolaris maydis ATCC 48331, 1136 nucleotides. NCBI's taxonomy places the organism in Eukaryota, Fungi, Ascomycota, Dothideomycetes, Pleosporales, Pleosporaceae. The record is from RefSeq and is a predicted model, not a curated record.